Messenger RNA from Haemorhous mexicanus (house finch), 2085 nucleotides. RefSeq names its product neuronal regeneration related protein (gene NREP). The record is from RefSeq and is a predicted model, not a curated record. Lineage: Eukaryota; Metazoa; Chordata; Aves; Passeriformes; Fringillidae. Gene Ontology annotation, biological process: axon regeneration; regulation of neuron differentiation; regulation of transforming growth factor beta receptor signaling pathway. The transcript has 5 exons. Bases 221 to 526 code for a protein of 101 amino acids. Gene Ontology annotation, cellular component: nucleus; cytoplasm.
UCAUUCUUACCCACACCCCCUACCCUCUCUCCACUCCCCCAACUAUAAAUUCCCUUCUGUAGCAUGCUGCCCUUUUGUAAUCCACAUUUGUGUUUCAGAUCAUGUAGAAAGGACAGAAAGUGAGCAGGGAGCGGGGGCUUUUGUCUAUUGUUCUCCUUGUGCUACUUGAGAGAAACUGCAAUCCCAAGAUUUAACAGAACCUAAAAAUGCCUAUUACUAGAUGCACAUCGGACAAAAGCAGCUCUUGGUCUGGCAUGAGGAAACUCAGACCUGGUUGAUUAUUACCAAGCCUGAUACUGGAACUGGGAUUGGAGUCUCCUUUAUGGUUUAUCAGCCAGGUUCAAUGAUUUGGAUAAGCCAGAAGAUCUUUCCAACAAGCUGUGGGGAUGGGGGAUUUCCAAAGGGAAAUCUCCCCAUCUCCAAGGAAGUGAAUCGCAAGAAAAGUGAGGCGGAGGGGGCGCGCCUGGCUCCAGCGAGUGGCUAUGGACAACAUUUCACCAAAAUCAAUUACCUCUACUCUUUUUAAACAUAAUUUCUCCAUUCGUAUUACAUAUGAUGUAUGGGUUUGAUGAGGUCAUGGUGUCAUAUAUUGGAAAUUGUUUCUGUGUAAUCAUCAAGUGUAAGAAGAAACUAUGGGACUCUGAGCCUUGCUUUAGAGAAUAACAGCGGACAAACGUGUACCAUAAAAACUAGUUUUUAACAUUCUAACUCAAGCGAAAGCUCUCAGAAUUUCACACUGUGAAUCCAUGUUUACAAACAUUACAGGUGGGCCCUCAGGCCUGGUUCUACCACAGCAAUGUCUUUCACUACUCAAACUCCACAGCUCACACACAACCGGUAAACCACUCUCUCCAUUUCCACCAACCCAAACUGCUUCUUGCAGAGGCUGAGAGUCCCCCUUUUUUUUCAUUUAGAUGUAACAAGCCUAGUAGUUUAUUUUCAUCGAUUGUCUGUAUAUCUCUAUAUUUUAUCCAUGUACUCUUUUGAUGUAUAGAAGUAGUAUGAAACUCAUGGUUUCCUUGUGGUAAGUGAUCGUGAUGCUGCCACGGGAUUUGAGACACUGAUGAAUGGUGCUAUUUUGGACUUUAAAUAUGCUCCUUGGCAAGGUAGCUCUGAUGGAGUUAUUUUUUAUUUCCAUGUUCUGAGAGGGUGUUGGUACUUUGUUUUUCUGAAUGUUGUUCUUUAGACUGGACUGACUUGUUUACUUGUGUCUUCAGUGUGGCUUUCUUAUUCAGUGCUGUAGGUGAGUAACUACUUAUAGUGUACAAGUGAGGAACUGAUUCCCUAUCAGUGUCCACUCACAAACAUGCAGUUAUAGUGGGAGCAAUCACAAAACUGUAAUUUUCGUAAAAUCUCCCUUCUGACUCCUAUCCACCUUAUGGAGAAAGAUGAGCAAUAAUUUUCCACCAACUUCUCAAAAUCUCUUGAUUUUUGUCUUUUUUUCUUACAAGCCUUUUUUAAAGAAGGGACAAGUUUUAAUGUCCUCUUCAAAUCCAUAAACUAGGGGAUAUAGUAAGAAAAAUACAGCAAAUUUCUGGGAAGAGAAGUCCUAAAGGGGAAAGAGUACAUUUCCACAGUACUGUCAACAUGUGGAAUUUACAUUUUUGUUCUUGCUCCCAAACUACUAUAAAUACAAAAUAACACAAACCACAAAACUAAGCAGUAUCAUCUACUCAUGGAGUGUUGUUGUGUUAGACACAGUCUGAAAGCCCACCUUAAUUUUUUAUAUAAUUCUGUCUUUUAGCUAUUCCUUUUACAGGGCAGGCCUUGUUCUGAACUGUCUUAGCUUCUGACUGUUAAAUACCAAUGCAUGCACUGCACUUCUAGAUUUCUUUCCUUUCCCUACCUUCUGUACCCCUUUCCUUGUACUCUCACUUUAUUUUCCAAUAGAAUAGAUACGUCUGCUGUGCUGUAUAUAGAGCAAGAAGUAAUAUUCAGCAGUUGUGGCAUUUAUGUAUAGUUGCAGUUGUGUACUGCUGAAAAUGCUGGCUUUUGUAACAAUGUGAUCUUUAAUAAUGCAAGUACCCAAUGUAUUUUAGCUAUUUUAGUAGGAUUUGUUCAAUAAAUAUGCAAGCUCUAAGGGUA